Messenger RNA from Synchiropus splendidus (mandarinfish), 6169 nucleotides. It is a transcript of the gene kcnh3, whose product is annotated as potassium voltage-gated channel, subfamily H (eag-related), member 3. NCBI's taxonomy places the organism in Eukaryota, Metazoa, Chordata, Actinopteri, Syngnathiformes, Callionymidae. Gene Ontology annotation, biological process: potassium ion transmembrane transport; regulation of membrane potential. Bases 315 to 3803 code for a protein of 1162 amino acids. Gene Ontology annotation, molecular function: voltage-gated potassium channel activity. Gene Ontology annotation, cellular component: membrane. The record is from RefSeq and is a predicted model, not a curated record. The transcript has 15 exons.
CCCUCCAUCCAUCCACCGCUUCGGUGCGCACUUGUUCUUUUUUUUCCCUGGCGCUUUCCCGGGCUCCCGUCCUUCUCUGGGGGGUGCACAGGUGCAUCCUUCGGUUAACACUCGUUCCCCGUUGACUCGAUUAUGGUCACAACCCCCGCGGUGCCAAGGUGGAGCCACCGCGCGUCUCUCGGAUCGGUGCGCUUCUCCAGGGGCUGGGAUGCGCACCCGGAACCUCGCGCUUCCUGCCCAGUUUCGGGUCACAGCAGGAGCCUAGCGCUGGCCCGGGGCGCCGAGGCAGGAGGAGCCAGUCCACGCGGAGCAGGAUGCCGGUGAUGAGAGGGCUGCUGGCCCCGCAGAACACCUUCCUGGACACCAUAGCCACGCGCUUCGAUGGGACCCACAGCAACUUUGUGCUGGGAAACGCCCAGGUCCAGUCCCUCUACCCCAUCGUCUACUGCUCGGACGGCUUCUGCGAGCUCACCGGUUACGCCCGGGCCGAGCUCAUGCAGAAGAGCUGCGCCUGCCACUUCCUGUACGGACCCGAAACUAGUGACCGGCUCACGGCACAGAUCCAAGGAGCCCUGGACGAGAGGCGAGAGUUCAAGACCGAGUUGGUGUUCUACAAGAAAGAAGGUACACAGUUCUGGUGUCUUCUGGACAUUGUGCCCAUCAAGAAUGAGAAGGGGGAGGUGGUUUUGUUUCUUGUUUCCCACAAAGACAUCAGCGACAAGAAGGACCAGGAGCCUGACCAUGUACCUGAAACAGAUGAGGAGACAGGUCUGGAGGUGCACCAGGUCACUCGGCCUCCAGGAUUCAACGCCAACCGCCGUCGCAGCCGAGCCGUCCUGUACCACCUCUCCGGACAUCUGCAGAAGCAAGAUAAGAGCAAGCUUAAGAUCAACAAUAACAUGUUUGGAGAGAAGCCUCCGAUUCCAGAGUACAAGGUGGCAGCCAUACAGAAGUCCCGCUUCAUCCUGCUCCACUAUGGGACCUUCAAGGCUGGCUGGGACUGGCUGAUCCUGCUGGCGACCUUCUAUGUGGCCGUCACGGUUCCCUAUAACGUGUGUUUCACCGUGGGCGGGGCACGAGAGGAAGGGAGCGGCAGCGCGCCACGGAGCCCACCCAGUGUCAGUGACAUUCUUGUGGAGAUCUUGUUCAUUUUAGACAUUCUUCUGAACUUUCGAACCACUUUUGUGAGUACAUCGGGUCAGGUGGUGUACGAUGCCCGCUCCAUCUGCAUUCACUACGUCACCACUUGGCUCUUUGUCGACCUCAUCGCGGCCCUGCCCUUUGACCUGCUGUACGCGUUCAACGUCAGCGUGUACUUUGGCGUUCACUUGCUGAAGACAGUCCGGCUGCUCCGGUUGCUGCGGCUGCUCCAGAAGCUGGAGCGCUACUCUCAGUACAGCGCUGUGGUUCUGACCCUGCUGAUGUCCAUGUUCGCCCUGCUGGCUCACUGGAUGGCCUGCGUGUGGUAUUUCAUCGGCCGCCGAGAGAUUGAGAGUCCUGGAUCCUGGGAUAUAGGAUGGCUUCAUGAGCUGGCCAAGCGUCUUGGAACCCCCUACUUCCUCUCUUCCAUCCUGUCACCGGUGCCCACCACAGAUAGCAUCCCCCCAGCCAACAGCAGCAGCCCAUGGAACAUCUCGGGAUCAGAUUUUGGGACGCAGGUCUCCUGGAACUCAAGCCAGUAUUACAGAAACAUGUCCGGGGGCGAGGCGGUGCCAGCCGCUGGAGGAGGCAGCGGCUCUGGGAUGCUCACCGGUGGCCCAUCUGUGCGGAGCAGCUACGUGACCUCCCUCUACUUUGCUCUGAGCAGUUUGACCAGCGUGGGGUUUGGGAACGUUUCUGCAAACACAGAUUCAGAGAAAAUUUUCUCCAUCUGCACCAUGCUCAUCGGUGCGCUGAUGCACGCAGUGGUGUUUGGUAAUGUGACAGCUAUAAUCCAGAGGAUGUAUUCCCGCCGCUCGCUAUACCACACUCGCACCAAGGAUCUGAAGGACUUUAUCAGAGUCCAUCGUCUACCUAAAGCUCUGGAGCAGCGCAUGCUGGAAUGUUUCCAAACCACCUGGUCGGUCAAUAAUGGGAUCGAUGUCAAUGAGCUGCUGAAGGAUUUCCCAGACGAGCUGAGGGCCGACAUCGCCAUGCAUCUCAACAAGGAGCUGCUGCAGCUACCGCUGUUUGAGUCGGCCAGCAGGGGCUGUCUGCGCUCGCUCUCGCUCAUCAUCAAGACCUCCUUCUGCGCCCCCGGCGAGUUCCUCAUCCGGCAGGGAGACGCGCUUCAGGCCAUCUACUUUGUGUGCUCUGGAUCCAUGGAGGUCCUGAAGGAUAACACGGUGCUGGCGAUACUUGGUAAAGGAGAUCUGAUCGGCUCGGACUCUCUCACGAAGGAGCAGGUGAUCAAGACCAACGCCAACGUCAAGGCUCUGACAUACUGUGACCUGCAGUACAUCAGCCUGAAGGGCCUUCGUGAGGUGCUGCGCCUGUACCCCGAGUACGCCCAGAAGUUCAUCAGUGAGAUCCAGCACGACCUCACGUACAACCUGAGGGACGGCCACGGAGCGGACUGCGACUGGGAAAGCAACGGAGGGCUGGUGAAGAAGCUGGCUUCCAUCCGUGAGGAUGAAGAGGGCGAUGAAGACCAGAACUCUGUGUCCCGCGCUCCUCGCUCGCCUCUGCGGCUCAGCCGGGGACUCAACUCACCUUUGAGGUCGCCUCUGAUGCCCCCGAGGCCGUUCCGCCCCCCGUCCGACCACCCCCGGCCCACCACCCUGCAGAUUCCUCUGGUCAGCUUCAGCAGCGUCUCUCCUGAACUCAGCCCCAGGUUUGUGGACGGGAACGAAGCGGAGAGCAACUCCUCACACAAAUUUGAGUUCAGUCCCAGUGUGUCACCUGCAGCGCCCCCAUCUCCAUACCCAGGCCUCCGGGAGUCGACGGAGAUCAAGCAGAGCGUGUCCAAACUGACUGAGGAGAUGAACAGCCUCUCCAGCCAAGUCUCCAAACUCAGUCUGGAGCUGCAGGAAAUGACCAACAUGCUGAAGCCCCUCCUGCAGAGAGCCUCGCAGCCCUCCGUGAUGCCAAAUGUUGCCCCCAGCACUGUCGCGAACGUGGCCCCCACCCCUCCCUGCCCGCCCCUCCAGAGACCUGACAACCAUUCAUUGUUGGACAGUGGAGACAUGGAGGGUGUGGAUCUGCCAGGAUGCCUUCAGCCGACGCUUCAUACACCAAAAAGGCCUCGUUCACCCCCGACAAUGUCACUGCAGGGUCUUUCUACGGCCCCUGCUGGUGACCUGAAGGACCCUGUGGGUCGCCUCCGCACUUCCACAAGUAGCAGCAUAUUCAUGUCCUCACUGCAGGAGCAGCCUCCUCUGGUCUCCAACACUCCCUCGCCAUCGCUGUCCUUCUCCAUGUCUCUGUCCUCCUCCCAGUCUCUGUCCCCCUGUCAGGGCCCUCACCCCUCACGGCUGGACAGCGGCUCCAGCAGGGGCCUCCUCCCCCCACCGCCCUCCCAGGACACUCCUCCUCGGUUCUCCCACUGCUCAGCACCCUCAUCGCUGACAUCAUCACCCGGAGACCCUCGCCUGAGGCCUUCUUCUUCUUCUUUAUCCCCGAAUUUCCACCACCUUCCCUCCAUCCACUCUCUGCCCACCAUUCUAGACUCCACCAGUCGGACUUCCACACAGCACCAGAGGCCAGCCAGAGCGGCGUCUCAACCCCAGGAGAUGGAGAUGCAGCAGUGGGGUGCUGAGAUAGGGGGAGGGAUAUCGUCCACAGAGCACAUCAGCUUCAUCGACGAGGACGAGCCAGGAGCAUGAACUGGAGUAGCAGAGAUCACCUGGCGGCAGGCGGGUUGGUCGCACACGUGAAGGGUCAAACAACAAACAGCACAACUUGUCUUACAGAGACUCAAGUGUAGCAUCACAGUUUCUCAGCUCAACACGUGUCACUGGAGGACAGUUGACAUGGAGGAGGAAGUGAGAAUGAGAUCUGUAGUGCUUUCCUCAGACAUCCAAACGGCAGAGGUUGAGAAGAAUAUUGGAAAAAAAAACAUGGAAAGAAUCCGUUUGAUCAAACACUUCUGCAAUAUUUCACCAAAAUUAUAGACUCCUCUUCAGACAUUUGUUACUUCUUGAGUGCGAUUACGGUCAAGCGCCAUAAUCUGUCAUUUUAUCCCAUAAAUCUUCGAUUCUCACUGUCCCCCCGGCCACUCCAGAAGGGUUUAUGGUUCUGUUUAGGUCCCACAUCUGCAGGUUAUUCAUAAAAUGCUGCGGCAAACACUCUUCUGGGACAGUCCUCAGCUCCUCUGCAGCAAGUCUGCCCUUCAAAAUAAAAGCAGUGAGCUCUCCUCACAACUGACUCUUGCAUGGGUUGAAGCCUGAUGCAGUCGAGCUGUCGAUGUUACAGACCUCAUUUUGAAGUGACAGAUAGGAGUCAAUGGUGAGUGGAAUUUAAAGGCUGAAGCAAGACAUCCAGCUCCUAACCACAGCGGAAUAAAACAUUGUUGAGCUUGUCAGCUCACUGAACUUGACGUCCUGAGUUAGCUUCAGCGGCUGCAGUGCAGUAGUGUGUUCUAGCAAGACAAAAUUAUACCUAUCAAAUGUCCAUUUUAAUAACGCUACAAGAGUGAUGGAGUCACUGGUUUGGAGCAUUUGAGAAGUGCCCUGACAACACUGACCCUGAAGUGCUUGUCGCUCAGGAUCAAAUAAAUCUGGCAUUUAAGUAUGGAGGCGGAAGCUACAGUGAAUGUCAACAGCAUGAUUCAGAAUUUCUUGUCCAUGUGGUGACAUUUCUAUACUCAAUUAUUAUUUGGUAUAAGAGGACAAAAACUUUCUGAAUAUAAUCGGCGACAAACCUGGCUUCAGAUGAAUAAAGAUUUCGGCGUCUUGUGUUGUCCUCUGACAGCUUCCUGCUGCCUCACACUCGGAAUGUAACUCCUCCUUGCUCCAGUCCCUCCAGACUAAAUGUGUGAAUCACCCUCGCACCUCGCUAUCUGUCUGUUGAGUCUGAAUAUUCACACCAACACUACAAUGUUUUCAAUCAUCCACCAGAGAGUCAUGAUAAAGGUUGUAGGUGGCUGGACAUCCACACAUUCAGAGCCCAGAUAUGUGUAUCUAGAACCUGAAAAUGUUCGUCUUUUUUCUUUUACAAACUCCCAACUAGAGCCCUUAGUGUUUGGAUCAGAUCAUUCCUUUAUCCUCACACAUGCUGAGGGCUGCGAGCUGUGCACCUACACACUGAAAGGCUAAACUCUGUAAGCAUCCUCCCCGCCUGAUCUGUUGGGUUUGUGUCUUCAUUUAUGAUUCUCAGAGGUGCAUUUUACUACUGCAUGCUCAACCUAAAUGCUCAGCUAUGAAUAAGACCCAUAUGAAAUGAAUCUAAAAAUUCAGUCUCGAUCUGCUAGUGUGUAUUUAACAUACAGUUUCUUCAUCCUCCAACGCUUGUCUGAUUCUCAAAAAGUUAUGACCAGUUUUACUGGAUGAAUGAGUCGACCGAGUCUCAAAUAAAUCUCAAGUUUACAGCGCACAAUGGUGUAAUCUGAUCUUUUUAAACCCAAAGAUUAUGCUAAAUAUGAACAUGAAAAUUCAGCAUUUUCACUUUAAAUUUCAACUGAAGUCAACAUGAUUCUGAAAGGUGUACAUUUGAGAAUCAGGACACGAUGUUGAGGAUGAAGAGGUGAUCAGGAUGGAUGCUGUUCUAAUCCAGAUAUUAAGGUGGUGCAGCCGCACACAGCCCCAUUGUUGUCACUCCUGAGCUUUAGCCAUCCAGCCAUUCGUGCCUUCUCCACGUAAACACGCCGCUUGCCUCUGAGGUCGGCAUUUGAACCCACAUUGACAAAGAAAAGCCAUCUGACUCACCUGCGGAAACACGUGCACCUUUAUUUACAAGUUUAUUUAUUUAUUUAUGAAGCAUUUUAUUUAUAUAUUUUGAUCGAACUGAAGGUUUGUGCACCUUGGCAUGCGAGAAGGGAGAGUCGUCUUCAGAGUCUGGGACAAGAGAUAUCUGCUCGUUUUGUUAUGUAGCAUUCACAAACUUCAUUUCUUGACAAGGCAACCACGACUCCCCAGCAGGUCCAGCUCGUGUGUAAAGAACAGAACCAUGUUGCUUGUAAUAUAUACGUCAGAUUUCUGUUCUCUAUUUUCUGUAUGGAGAGUCACACGCUGACACGCGGCUCUGAUCUGGU